Molecule: messenger RNA, 969 nt
Organism: Maniola jurtina (meadow brown)
Lineage: Eukaryota; Metazoa; Arthropoda; Insecta; Lepidoptera; Nymphalidae
Product: brain-specific homeobox protein homolog
Exons: 5
Coding region: 109-846 (245 amino acids)
Biological process (GO): regulation of DNA-templated transcription
Molecular function (GO): DNA binding; DNA-binding transcription factor activity, RNA polymerase II-specific
Source: RefSeq, a predicted model, not a curated record
AUUUCAAUGUAAAAUUACAAUUAAGUAGGUUCUUUGCUAUUCCAACUCAAACUUUUUGUUUUUAAAUUAAAAAAAUCAGUGAUGUUCGCAUUCGAAAUUUAAAAUAAAAUGGAUCAAGACAUUCGAAGUGAUUCGCCCGGUGAUACGAAUCGCCAAGAGCAAAAUUCGAAGACUUCUUUUUUAAUCGAGGAUAUUUUGUAUCGCGGGCAAAGAAACACGUUCAAACAGCCUGACCCAAGGAGGUUUGAUUAUGAAAGGGAGCCCAAAUAUUUUCCUGUCGCCAACGAGGUCCGGCCUGUGGCUAGGGAAGGGUCUUAUCUACAAGUGGCUAUGGGCGCCUUAGGGGCGUAUUUACACACACCGACUACUUAUAAGGCCGUGGAAACACCAUACUUCCUUUCUCAAGGUGUCCCUUACCACGCACUGUUCACGCCGUCGGAGCUGUCGCUGUCUGCACUGAAGCAUUGCCGACGGAGGAAAGCAAGGACCGUCUUCUCUGACCCGCAACUUACAGGGCUGGAAAAGCGCUUUGAGUCCCAGCGUUACCUGUCAACUCCUGAGCGCGUGGAGUUGGCGGGCGCGCUCAACCUGUCCGAGACGCAGGUGAAGACCUGGUUCCAGAACCGGCGCAUGAAGCACAAGAAGCAGAUGAGGAAGCAGCAGCAGCAGCAGAGAGGUGCCGUAGCAGUGGACUUUACAACAAAGCUGUCCUCGCAAUCCGCAGAAAGAAAAGAAGAUUCCCGAAUAUCCACAACUCAGACGUCUGAAUCUGAAACAGAACACAGUGAUAGUGAUAUCGACAUCGUAGGCGAACCAAAUUAUUCACAACACUACAGUGGCACGUAAAGUUAUUAAUGUAGUCUGUUAUUUUAAUCUGUAGAUAAACAGAUAUUAACGAUAAUGAUGUCGAAUGUUGAAUGAUUUGCGUCAGUUCUACAGCUGUAUAGUAGCUACACCAAAUUAAUUUUA